Messenger RNA from Odobenus rosmarus divergens (Pacific walrus), 1755 nucleotides. RefSeq names its product transcription elongation regulator 1-like (gene TCERG1L). Gene Ontology annotation, molecular function: transcription coregulator activity; RNA polymerase binding. The record is from RefSeq and is a predicted model, not a curated record. Gene Ontology annotation, cellular component: nucleus. The coding region runs from base 1 to 1755 and encodes 584 amino acids. NCBI's taxonomy places the organism in Eukaryota, Metazoa, Chordata, Mammalia, Carnivora, Odobenidae. The transcript is spliced from 12 exons.
AUGCUGGUGGGCGCCAGGCUCCAGCGGCGGCGGCGGCAGCUGCAGGAGCAGCCCCGGCGGCGGCAUCCUCUCCUCUGGCCGAUGAAUGCAGACCCGCCGCCGCCGCCGCCGCCGCCCUGGGUUUGGAUGGUUCCUGGCUCGGCCGGGCUGCUCCGGCUGGGCGCCGGGGUCGCGCCCCCGCCCGUGCUGCUCGCCUCGGCGCAGCCCCCCGCCGGCCCGCUGCUCCCGGGGCUGCCCGGCUGGCAAGCCCCCGGCGAGCCCCUGCUGCCGCUGCUGCCGCUGCCCUCUGCGCCAGACCACGCCGCCGUGCACCACUACCCCUUGCUCCACGGGCAGUGGCUGUGCGGUGGCCAUUCUCCAUCCAUAGGACUGUCUCCCUCUUCCGCUGUGGAGUUGGUACCCAUUUUCCCACACGUCUGCCCAUCUGCUCUUCCACCUCCUGUUGGGAAAAGUUGGAUAGAAAAAAGGAUACCUAAUUGUAAGAUAUUUUUUAAUAAUUCCUUUGCUCUGGACUCAAUGUGGAUAUAUCCUGAGGAGUCAAGGUUGUUCCAUGGGCAUGAAAAGCCUCAUUUGUUGGCAAAUCAAGUCGCUCUGUCUCUGUCCAGACCAGCUCCUGCCUCCAGGCCUCUUCCCACUGUGCUGUUAGCACCUCAGCCAAUACCAGGUGGUUGUCACAACAGCCUGAAGCCUGUUGGCAGUAGCCCCGGGAUUGCCAUCACUGCUGCGGCCGCCAUGGUGUCUGUGGACCCUGAGGGACUUGGGGGCCCAUCCCCCUCCAGCGUGCAGCCCUGCCACUUCCUGACGUUGGCACCCAUCACGAUACCCCUGAGGACCGCCCCCUUCUCUGAUAAAAGCAGAGAGUGCAGCCGAGCGCCCUGCCCUCCCGCCCUCAUGCUUCACGCCGACAGGAAGAGCCCGGCCGGGGACGGGGCAGAGAAGGAGCCUCCAUCGAUACUAGUCACAAGAGAGGACAGUGCGGCCGAGGGAGACAGACCCGUGGCCUCCACCCCGGUGCCCGGAUCCCCCUGGUGUGUGGUCUGGACGGGCGAUGACCGGGUUUUCUUCUUCAACCCGACGAUGCAGCUGUCCGUGUGGGAGAAGCCCGUGGACCUGAAAAACCGCGGGGACCUCAACAGGAUCAUCGAGGACCCACCCCACAAGCGCAAGCUGGAGGCGCCAACACCCGACCACAGUGACGGGUCACAGUCUGAGGACGGCAGGGCAGAACGCGACCUGAAGACCAAGAGGAACAGGACGGAAGGCCAUGUGAGUCCUGGGCCGGAGGAGGCAGAAGGACAGGACAAUGGUACCAGGCCGCCGCCGCCCCAGAUCCUCCUGCCGCUGGAGGAGCGGGCGACCCACUUCCGAGACAUGCUGCUGGAGCGAGGGGUGUCAGCAUUUUCUACCUGGGAGAAAGAAUUACAUAAAAUCGUGUUUGAUCCACGCUACCUCCUGCUAAACUCUGAGGAGCGGAAACAGAUAUUUGAACAGUUUGUCAAGACAAGGAUAAAAGAAGAGUACAAGGAAAAGAAAAGCAAACUGCUGCUAGCCAAAGAAGAAUUCAAAAAACUUUUGGAGGAAUCUAAAGUGUCACCCAGGACCACAUUUAAGGAGUUUGCGGAGAAGUACGGCCGGGAUCAGAGGUUUCGACUUGUUCAAAAAAAGAAGGACCAGGAGCAUUUUUUCAACCAAUUCAUCCUUAUUCUUAAGAAACGGGACAAGGAGAACAGACUCAGGCUACGGAAAAUGAGAUGA